AUUCUAAUUAAACAAAAAAUAUUUUCUAAUAUUUGUGUAUUGUAAUUUAAAUGGAAUCUUAUAAACAGUUCAAAACAUAUAAAAACAUUAUAAUGCAAAGAAUAAAAAUUUCAUCUACAUUAACUUCUUAUAAUAGAUGUAUGUUUUUAAAAAUUUAAAACAUUAUUAAAUUAAAAACAUUAAAUUAAAACAUUAAAUAAAUAUGUAAAAUAUAUCAGCUAUAGAUUUAGAAAGGUUAUAUUAUUAAAAAUAGAAAAUUAAAAAAUGGCUAAAAUAUUAAAUUUUUUCCGAACUAUACGAAAUAACUGGAAAAAAUCUCUUAUAGGAGGUGCAGCUUUAACAUAUGGAAUUUCAUAUAGUAAAGAAAUAUAUGAUACUGAUCAAUUAAUGAGACAAUAUUGUGAAAGUAUUUCACAAUAUGGUGAUCUUCCACUUCCAACAAAUAUAAAACCUCGUCAUGUAACUAUUAUUUUAAAUCCAGCUGCUAAAAAAGGGAAAGCUAAAAAAUUAUUUCAAAAUUAUUGUGAACCACUUCUGCAUUUAGCUGGAAUUGCUGUAACUAUAAUACAGACAGAAUCACAAAAUGAUGCUCGGAAAAUUAUAAUGAAUUUAGAUACACCUACUGAUGCUAUCAUAGUUGCAGGAGGAGAUGGUACAUUAUCUGAUGUUUUAACUGGAUUAGUAAGGAAAUAUGACUUGAAUCUUAAAUCAGUUAAACAGUGCCCUAUUGGUAUUUUGCCAUUGGGACAAACAAAUAAAAUUGCAAAAUCUUUGUAUCAUAAAUACGAUGAUCUUUCUGAUAUAAAGCAAAUGAUAGAGGCAACAAUGGCAAUUAUAAAUGAAAAAUCUAAAAUGAUGGAUAUGAUUGAAGUUAAACCUAUUGAAGAUAAUCCUAAGGAACCAGUAAAGCCAAUUUAUGCUAUGGGAGCAGUAGAGUGGGGUGCAUGGAAAGAUGCAAAUGCUUUAGCUACAAAAUAUUGGUAUUGGGGACCUUUAAAAAAAUAUGCAACUUAUAUAUUUAAUGGUUAUAAAGAAAAUUUAAAUAAAUAUUGUGAUGUAAUAUUGAAAUAUACACUUCCUUGUGAAGGUUGUUCUCGUUGUAAUCAAAAAAAUUCAACAAAUGGAUUUUCUAAUCUAAACACAAGAUGGUGGCAUGUAUUUGCACCAAGGAAUACUAUCAUUAGAGAUAGUAUUGAUUUUAGUAAAAUAAUAAAUGAAAAAUGUGAUAUUCUCCAUGAAUUACCUAUAUCAACUUGUGAAUUACAUAUAGAAACUUCUAAUAUAGACAAAUCACAAGAUGAAUCUCCAUCAUCUUUGAAAGUGAAAAUGGGUCCAAAGGAUAUAGAUUAUUUUUCUUUUGUAUCUGAAGGUUGGAAAAAAGAACAAAAUAAUAAAUCAUUGUGUGAACAAGUAGUAGAAGCAAAAAAAAUUGAAUUAACUCCACAAACAGUUGAUAAACAUUAUACAUUAUAUAUCGACAAUGAAGAAUACGAACUAAAAGCAGUUGAAAUUAAAUUGUUUUCACAGGCAGUAAAAGUAUUUUGUCCUCAAUUCAAAAGUUGAUAAAAGAUGUAUAUAAGAUAAAUAAAAUUUAAGAAUUACUUA
Apis laboriosa (Himalayan honeybee) is the source of this 1605-nucleotide messenger RNA. It is a transcript of the gene Mulk, whose product is annotated as acylglycerol kinase, mitochondrial. NCBI's taxonomy places the organism in Eukaryota, Metazoa, Arthropoda, Insecta, Hymenoptera, Apidae. Gene Ontology annotation, cellular component: TIM22 mitochondrial import inner membrane insertion complex; mitochondrion. The transcript is spliced from 9 exons. The record is from RefSeq and is a predicted model, not a curated record. Bases 265 to 1563 code for a protein of 432 amino acids. Gene Ontology annotation, biological process: ceramide biosynthetic process; protein insertion into mitochondrial inner membrane. Gene Ontology annotation, molecular function: acylglycerol kinase activity; ATP-dependent diacylglycerol kinase activity; ceramide kinase activity.